This is a messenger RNA of Exophiala xenobiotica, 912 nucleotides long. RefSeq lists its product as uncharacterized. Gene Ontology annotation, cellular component: endoplasmic reticulum; lipid droplet. The transcript has a single exon. Gene Ontology annotation, molecular function: triacylglycerol lipase activity; acylglycerone-phosphate reductase (NADP+) activity. Gene Ontology annotation, biological process: triglyceride catabolic process; phosphatidic acid biosynthetic process. Lineage: Eukaryota; Fungi; Ascomycota; Eurotiomycetes; Chaetothyriales; Herpotrichiellaceae. The coding region runs from base 1 to 912 and encodes 303 amino acids. The record is from RefSeq and is a predicted model, not a curated record.
AUGGCCAAAACAACCGUUUUGAUCACAGGCUGUUCCGAUGGCGGCCUUGGUUCAACCCUCGCCCUUGCCCUCCACAAGACAGGUCAUUUCCGCGUCUUCGCAACCGCCCGCAACCUCUCUAAACUCUCCGACGUCAAAGCCGUUGAAAUCGAGACUCUGUCUCUGGACGUGCUCUCCACGCCGUCUAUCGAAGCAUGCGCCUCUGAGGUCCGCGCCCUCACUGAUGGAACUCUGGACAUGCUCGUCAAUAAUGCUGGCGCCGGCUACUUCGGCGCCUUGGUCGACACAUCCCUCAGCGAUGCCAGGGCUCUCUUUGAUCUGAACGUCUGGUCCGGAUUGGCCAUGAUCCAGGCAUUUCUUCCCCUACUCUUGCGCUCCCAACGCCCCGGCGGUGCCGUGAUCGUCAACCACACUUCUGUCUCGUCCGUGAUGGCCCCGCCGUUCGUCGCACUCUACGGCGCGUCCAAGGCCGCUAUGGCCACGUUGACGGUCUCCUUACGCAACGAGCUGCGCCCGUUCGGCGUGCGCGUUAUCGACCUCAAGUCGGGGAGUACAAAGAGCAAUAUCGGCGCCAACAAGGCCAACGGGACUGCCGGGGUUCCGGACAAGUCAUUGUACUACGCGGCGCGGGCAUGGCUGAACGAGCUGUACACUGGAUCGCCGUUCGAGGACCAGGCCAUCGAUUCCGAAGUGUGGGCGAAGAAGGUUGUCGCGAGUUUGGAGAAGAAAGAGCCGCCGAAUACGAUUUGGGUCGGCGCGUUCGCGUGGACGGUCUGGUUCGCGUCGAACUUUUUGCCGAGUAGUGUGGCGGAGAAGUUGGCAAGGGAUGCGAGUGGUGUGGAUAAGGUCGAGAGGAGUAUCAAGGAGUAUGGACGGGACAAGGCGAUUGAUGAUGCGUAUGGCAAGAAGUAG